AUGGAGAAGCAUAAUAUUCCGCUUGGCACACUCAAGGAGUGUCUCCAAUUCUUGCAAUGGUUACAUAAUGACAGGCUGGGAAAAAAGAUGCAAACCCAGGUGAUCAAGGCUCUGCAUGAGCGUCUUAGUGGCAAGUAUAAAAGUGUUAAUCCGUCACAAAUUCAACAAGCACUCACCAAUUUCCUUAGCAGCGUGUCCAAGUUUCAUACGAAAUUGUGCUACAAAACAACGCCCGGAAGCUAUAGCACUGUAGAUGCACAAAACGUUACCGACGCCCUUCUAGAAUGCAUCCCCAAGUUCUUAGCCGUGAUGUACUUUCUGCGGUACCAGGUGGACCCGGGCUUUGCUGCGCUGGGAGGAGGGGGGUGGAAGGACAAACCAGUUGGGGUGAUUGCACUGUACGCUGCACUUGGUGAACGUGCUGCGGCUUUGACCGGCCCAGUGGACAAGUACCUCACUGCUGAAUCCGGCACUGACUACGGUGGCGUGAUACCUGGUGGCUUCGAUCCAGGGGACCUGAAGCCAGGUUACCAGAGUGGUUACUCUCCUGCUUCUGCCAUGGUCAAAGACAUUCAAAGUAUUCUGAACAAGCAAGAUAAAGUACAAAAUUAUUUCCUCGACGUGUAUUCCACAACAGUAAUUCCAGACUCCGGCGCCGAGACUCCGAAUAUCGCCAACUCUCUGCGUUUGGUGCAAGAUUUUUACGUCUCUUGGCACAAUUUUCACCAAGGACCAUUUUCCUUUACCGGAUAUGCGCGGGAAUACAAUUUCCUUAACGACCAAAAUAUCGCCAAGAAGAUGGCGAGUUGGUUUAAGAAGAAUUUGGGUAAAGUGAAAGAUAGUGUGAAAAAGAUUAAGGCUUUUAGUAGCAUGAAGUUCACGAAGCCGAAGAGGGGAAGUAGAGCCCUGUCUUCGUCUCAGUCCAAAGCCCUUCAUACUUAUUUCACGCAAAACUUUAUUCCCUACGGAUUCACGUUUUAUGGCAACCAUUACACCAACAAUAAUGCUCCGUAUGGUCUUUUACAAACGGAGUGGGACAGUGCAAUCAGUGAGCUUGGGAAAACCGGUGAAGGAUUGCAGAGACUUGUUGACAUUCUGAAUGGUGCGGAAUGUAUAGCACAAGAGGAAAAAAAGCAACAAAGGCAACAGAGGCGAAAUGGAAAUCAAAAUCAAGAUGGUGAACAACAAACUGAAAAUGAACCAGAUGAAGAAAUAGAUGAAGAGGAAGAGGAGGAGCCUCCGGAUGUAGAGUUAAAGGAGGAUGGAAAGACGGCUGAAAUUCCCAAACCAGCAGCCCCAAAGCCUGUGGCCGCAAGGCCUGAGGCGGCGAAGCCGACUGAAACUAAGGGUGGUGAGGGAGCGCAGAACCAGGGCAAGAAGGCGGAGGGAGCACAGGACCAGGGGAAGAAAGCGGAGGGAGCACAGAACCAGGGGAAGAAAGCGGAGGGAGCACAGAACCAGGGGAAGAAAGCGGAUAGAACUUCAAGUCAGAAUAAUGGCCAAAGUGACGGAAGUUCUCCACUUUCACCAGUUGGACAGCCUUCAGCUCCAGCUCCGCCUUCCGGUAUGGAUGGAGGGUCAGGACCGAAAGGGCAUAGUGGUAGUCAAGGCAAGCCAGGGCCUAAUGGUGAUCGAGGACAGCAAGGUCCUCCUGGUCCAGGGACCACGGAUCAUUCUCCGACUCAAAUUCAGACGAGUCAACAAACUGUUCAUCCUCAUCAAGUUGCUACUCCAAGACCGCCAGCUCCUCCCCCUCCCACCAUUGCUUCUGCAGACCCUGGCUCCACUAGUCAGCCAGGUCCCACGGAUCAGGAUUCACCGUCCGAUACGUCUCCAGGUAAACAGCCUGCUGUCUCUCAAGUCACUGAGCUUGCUCAGCCUUCGAGUGUUCCAGGUCAAGGCUCUGGGCCAACUGGUGAUCAGGAGGUUGGUACACAAGGUAGUCAAGGUGGUGGUCAUCCAACAAGUCAAGUCACUACUCAAAAUACAAGCAGCGGCGCUACUCCGUCGGUUACCACGGCGCCUGGUGGAGGUGGGAGUAAUGGAGGGGGUGGAGGUGGAGCAAGAGGGGGAGAAAAGAAGGGGGGAACCACAUUAUCUCCAGAACAACAAAAGCGUUUAAAUGAUUAUGGAGCGGAACUACAAGCAAAAAGAAAGCGAGAUGAGGGGAACAUGACAAGCAUAAUUGAUAAAGUAAAUGAAAAUUUAGAAAAAAUCCAACAAAACAAAAUAGAAGAAAAUGCGCAAACAAAUUUACGAAAACAGUUACUUGCCAAUUUGCGAAACCAAAAUACCUCUCGUUCUCGCGGUGGCCGUCGCCUUAAUUGGCGUGAGCCAUUCGAUCCACAACUUAUUACUAGACGUCCUAACGAUACCUAUUCUUCUGACACGCUUGUGCUUGAUGGUAUGGACAUGUCAAAUGAAUCUUCGACUGACCCCGCGCAGGAGUGGUAUCGCCAGCAUUGGGAUAAAAGGAAAUUGGCGGAACAAUUCCGAAAGGAGACUGAGCAAAAGGAGCGGGAGAAAUUCAGACAAACUCUGAAAGAUGUACAGAGAAAACUCGAAGAAGACGAGCGAAAACUUCAGCAAAGAUUACGCGAUUAUGAAAAAGAAGAACGAGAGUUACAACAGAUGUCAGUUGCGAUGGGUUUUGACGGAGAUGAGGUAAUAGAUAUCGGAGGGGAAACUGUGCCGGAAUUUAACGACUCAGAAGAGAUUGAAUUUGACGGUCACGCUGUAAAGCAUGAUUCUGAUAUUGAGAGAGAACUACAGGUUUCUGCGGAUAUUGACAAUGCCCACCAACAACUUUUUGAAGAUCAGACAAAGAAACAAGAGAAAUAUGAUGCCUUUUUGCGUAGUUUAAGACAAUACGCGAAGAGUGUAAAUAAGUAUGGCGUUGAAAACAUCGACAUCGUUGGCCCCCCUUCACGCAAUGUUAACGAUCCCUUCGACAUCGAUAUCUGUGUUACAAAGCCCAUUGUUCAAGACCCUGUCGACAACCCGUAUGAUGACCCUUAUGCCAAUAUGGAGGAUAUCGUGCGAGACGAGUUGAAAACUUCGGCACAGCAAUAUGGUGGAGACAAAGGCUUUUCUGGACUGCCCAAGAGUAAUUUAAACCUCGAAUUUACUCCAUCAUUUUUAAAAUCCGAUGGGGAUCAUGAUCCUGGUAUUCCCCGCGAUACUCCAAGGAAGCCAUAUGACCACAACAUUCCUGUGUUCCCUGACUCCGGAGUAUGCCGCAACCCCUGGUACGUUUCCGAUUCCUUUACCACUACCAUAACUCCAACUCCCUCCCCCCUCCCAGACUCCGACCAUCUGCCCCCGCCCAACACCGUCAGGGAAAUGCUCCACUGGCUGGUUGGGUUGAACCAAAAGGGGUAUGUUGGGAUUAUUAAGGAGCAUGUUAAAGGCAUUUUAAGUGCACUUAACGAGGAUGUCUCACAGCCUCCAGAUGCCCUCGAGGUCACUGGGCAUCCCACCAAUCUGACCGCUGCCCAUGUCACCGCCAAACUGACCGAGGCAUGCCACUACGCUGCCAACGUUCUCCACAGGAUCAAGCACAAAGAUAUUUCGCAAGCUACUUCAAUUCCCGAUUUCAGUUCAGAAUAUUCCAAGCUUUGUUAUUCCAUCGACCCCGCCUGCCUCCUCUGCCAGCUGCGGGACUGCGUCUACGCCUGCUACCACCAGUUGACGUUCCUCAAAGUGCAGUGUAAUCGGGAGCAGUCACAUGGUGGUUGGAAGGAUUGUCAAUAUGGCAAUAAUGUCCCCAAGUCCCCCCUCCAGGACUUCCUGACUGACGGCCCCGACUCCAAGUUCGAGACACAUCCCUUCGACCCGCGCAACAUCUGCCGCAAGACCCGUGUCAAGAUGGGAUUCAAGGAUGAGGAUUUGCCUGCAUCUCACGAAACUGGCAAGCAUAUUUCCACCAUCCUCUCUCCCAGCUGCGGCGGCGACGAUCCCCUGCUGACACUGUCCUCUUACCUCAACUGCCUCACCAGGCGGACGCCGCGCACCACCGGGGAGCUUGUCUCGUUCUUCCACAAUUUCGGGAAUUCACUCUACAAGCCUCCUUCAGGAUUGUCCAAGCUGGGCUCCGCCCUCUCCAGUCAGCAUGACCACUGCCCCGACUGGGACUGUCUUGAGGACGCCGACCUCCAAGUCAUCAAGUACGUCCGGGGCUCCGCCCCUGCCAGCUCCAACUCCAUCCACGACAAGGACCAUCCCAAUACCCUGUCGUCUCUUCUUGGCUGCGGCAUCGAUAAUGCCAACUGCCCACAGCAUAUGAAGCCCAUCACCCACCGGGCCUACGCCCUCUACUCCAAGGCCUUCACCCACCACUACCUCGGCUGGACGGCCUACCUGGCAGACAGACUGUGGGAGUCACUGGAAAAGCUGCACUAUGAUCUCGAGAAGCUUCAAUGUCAUGACUCCAUGUCCAAGGCUCUCCACCAGUGUGCCGACGCCCUGCCACUUCUCUACCGUCACGGCAUCACGCCGCCGGACGGGGCACUGCAGUCCUCACUCACGUGUGCACAGGUCAUCGCCAAGCUGGAAGCAGUGGUCGCCGGAGAGCCUAUCGCAAGCCUCAUGACCGCCAUGGACACAUUCCUCUACGGCAUCCGUGCGCCCUUCCUCUACACUGUGUUCACGCUCUGGCUCACCGCCACGCUCUACAUCGCCCACUCAUUCCUCUACCGCAUGGACGUCCUGCGCAUUCGCUCCCACCUACUCACCACCAGGGCCUCCCACCUCAUCGACGUCAAGGCUUUGCUCUCCACCAGCAGGAGAAUGCUCUCACUCUACAAGGACGUCGACUACUUCGACGAUGACUUUGGCACGUGA
Molecule: messenger RNA, 4842 nt
Organism: Babesia ovata
Lineage: Eukaryota; Apicomplexa; Aconoidasida; Piroplasmida; Babesiidae
Product: ribosome binding protein
Exons: 2
Coding region: 1-4842 (1613 amino acids)
Source: RefSeq, a predicted model, not a curated record